AUGACAAAAUUAACAUUAUACGAUAAAUUUUCUAUAAUUGCAAUAUUUUUAAUGUCAUGUGUAAUCAUUCUUGUUAUUCCAUCAUUUAAAAUAUCAUGGUAUAAUUUUACUCAGUUUACUGGUGAAGCCACCGAUAUAGAAUAUAGAUUUUAUUAUAAUCAUAUGACUAUCGACCAUACCAAUGUAUCUGUCUAUCAGGAAACCGAUCCAAGAGAUGUUGGUCUUAAUAGUGUUAAUAAGAUAAUCUCUGUAUCAUACAUUUUCAAUAUUCUAAUCUGUGCUUUCUGUUGUCUUACCUUGGUAGUGGUGAUUCUACACAGAGUAUUCUUUGUUAGACACAUUGUUUUUUCGUUUAUCAGUAGAUACAGUCUGAUUUUGGUUUUCUUUUUCUCGGUCUUAUCAACAUUUAUCCCAAGAUUGAUGUCAAUGGCAAUUAAUUCAGAUUGUGAUAAUAUUACACAAGUCAAUACAACUAUUGGAGGUAGAUUCUGUAUGGACAUGAACGGAACUGGUAGUAAAUAUUUCUCAAAUGGUGUCAAAGCUGGUGGAUUGAGUUGGGGAUUUGAUAUUGGAUGGUCGUUCAGUCCUAUUCUUGCACCAUUUAUUAUUUUAGGUCAAAUAGUAUUGUAUUUAAGUGAACCAUUGUAUGGUUCGAAUCCAGUCCAUUCAUACAAGAUCAUUCGUCAUUGA
Molecule: messenger RNA, 690 nt
Organism: Heterostelium album PN500
Lineage: Eukaryota; Evosea; Eumycetozoa; Acytosteliales; Acytosteliaceae
Exons: 4
Coding region: 1-690 (229 amino acids)
Source: RefSeq, a predicted model, not a curated record